AUGGUGAUUGGUCUCGUCGGAAACGGUGGUGUGUUAUUUGCGGUAUCGAAAAACAAACGUUUACGCUCAGCACGGAAUAUAUUCCUGCUCAAUUUGAUCCUAACCGAUAUUCUGCUGUGCGUUACCGCCAUCCCGGUGACACCGUGGUAUGCACUUGCAAAAGACUGGCAGUUUGGUGCGUUGAUGUGUCGAUUGAUGCCACUAUCAAAUUCAUGUUCCGUUUUCGUGACCAGCUGGAGUUUGACAGCAAUCGCAUUGGACAAGUUUGUGCAUAUAAUCAAUCCAACUCGUGCACCGGUCCGCAUUCGACAAGCCGCAUUGAUCACGUUGUUUAUUUGGUUGAUUUGUUCCUUAAUUAAUAUACCGUAUUUGAUGAGUUACGACUUGGUGGAUGGCGCAUACUAUGUACCCGAGAACGCGACACCGUUUUGUGGCCAUUUCUGCGAUGAACUCAACUGGCAGGGUGAGACACCGCGCAGAUUGUAUGGCUCUACUGUCAUGCUAUUACAGUUUGUGGUGCCGCUAGCAAUAAUAACUUAUUGCUACAGUAGGAUAUUAGAGAAGGUAGCCAAAGAUAUGAUCGUACAGAAUGCACAAUUUAGUGGAAGUCUUUCAACAGCUCAGCGUAUCGAGGCUACACAAAGGAAGAAACGAGUGAAUUAUAUUUUGAUUGGCAUGGUGGUUGCAUUUAUUGGAUGUUGGUUGCCUUUAACUGCCGUCAAUUUGGUCAAAGAUUUCAGUGAGUUCUUUUUCGUUCGAUCUUUUUUGAGCCUGAUAUUUUCUCUCCGAAAAGAACCGAACUUAAAGUCAACGAGAACAAUCAAGGAUAGUACGUGCCAUCUUGCCAAGAAAGCUGCCGCCGAUAUUGUUGCUAUUGCAGGGAAGGAGCCAGAAUUCUUGGAGAGGCAGCCAUUUUUGUGGCCGUUAGUUGCACACGUUAUUGCGAUGUCAACUGUGAUUUGGAAUCCGUUGCUGUUUUUUUGGUUGACAAGAAAGCGGAAAAGGCCAUUGUGGGGUCGAAUAAUUGCAUCGUCAGAUGUGCUCAGUUCGUUUCUAUCGCGAAUCAGCUCGAUUCGUCGCAAUUCAGCAGCAUUUCGCGCUCACUCGCCGACAGAAACUAAAGUUAUGAAACGACAAAAAGCGUCAGAUGCGACUCCGUCUCGAACAAGACCAUUGCUGGUUGUUGAGAACAAUCGAACAAUGAGAAGUCAAUCAUUGAACAACAGAACGAUUCUUUGA
This is a messenger RNA of Anisakis simplex (herring worm), 1239 nucleotides long. The record is from the annotation of a GenBank genome assembly. Lineage: Eukaryota; Metazoa; Nematoda; Chromadorea; Rhabditida; Anisakidae.